AUGCCAUCCUACAAGUUGUCCUACUUUGAUGCUAAGGGUCGCGCAGAGGCCAUCCGUCUUGCGCUGCACUGCGGUGGGAUCCCGUUUACCGAUGAGCGUCUAUCUCGGGAGCAAUUCGCCGAAAAAAAGGAGAGCUUUCCGUUUGGACAAGUACCCAAUCUGACCGUCGAUGAGAAAACGAUGAUCCCUCAAGAAGUAGCCAUCCUUCAAUAUGUUGGCCGUCUUUCUGGUCUCUACCCGUCCGAUCCAGAGGAGGCUCGCCAGGUCGACGUUAUGCUUAAUGUUGCCAAUGAUUUCUAUUCAGCCAUGGCGGCGUUUUUCAUGCCGGACAACCCAGGAAAGGAGCAAUUGAAGACGAUGGCGGUCGAAAGCCAGUUCCCGAAGCUGUUUGGCUAUCUCGAAAGGUAUCUCGCCAAGAACGAAACGACUUUCAGCGCUGGAAACAAACUUACGAUAGCCGACUUCAGGCUCUACUCGAUCAUCUCCAACCUCAAAGCCGGCAUGCUUGAUGGCUGCCCUACCGACCUGGCCGACAAGUACCCUCACGUCGUGAAGCUCUAUCAAGCCAUAGAUGGUCACGAGAAAGUCGCCAGCUGGAACAAAACUCAAGCCAAGUGA
Molecule: messenger RNA, 618 nt
Organism: Puccinia triticina
Lineage: Eukaryota; Fungi; Basidiomycota; Pucciniomycetes; Pucciniales; Pucciniaceae
Exons: 3
Coding region: 1-618 (205 amino acids)
Biological process (GO): glutathione metabolic process
Molecular function (GO): glutathione transferase activity
Source: RefSeq, a predicted model, not a curated record